Melampsora larici-populina 98AG31 is the source of this 387-nucleotide messenger RNA. RefSeq lists its product as uncharacterized. The record is from RefSeq and is a predicted model, not a curated record. The coding region runs from base 1 to 387 and encodes 128 amino acids. The transcript is spliced from 2 exons. NCBI's taxonomy places the organism in Eukaryota, Fungi, Basidiomycota, Pucciniomycetes, Pucciniales, Melampsoraceae.
AUGAGGGAAAUUAAAGAAACAUCAGGCGAAGCUUGGAUUCACACCAAUCACAACUGCCAUCAAGGACGAUGUGCUGUAACCAAAACCAAGAGUUACCGUGUUGAGCGUACUGAAGCCAAGAACAAGCGCCCUGAAGUGACUCACAAAAGCUUCAACUCCUACAUCGUCAACGCUGGUGCUCAUUACAAUGCAGACUUACAUCGAGCAGUCACAGACGCUGUGUGGUCUCCAGUGACACCAGGAGAAUGGUCCGAAUCAAUUACUCAAGGGCUUUCCGUGUGGUACAAGAGAUGUCCACCGAAGGACGAGGAAAUGCACACUGCCGAAGAUAAUGAGGCUGGGCCAGAGCCAGAGCCAGAAGAUCUCUUGGGGGUCAUUCCUGUGUAG